UAUUUUUCUUUGAUUUAAAAAAUUAUUAGAAAUAAUAAAUACCUGAAUAAUCUUAUAAAACAUUUAUUCCCUUAUUUAGGUACCCUUGUUUUGUCAUGUUAUGGUUGACUGAACACAAACAUGGUUACACAUUAUUAUUGAUUAAACAUGAAAAACUAAAGGGUUGAUAAUAAAAAUAUAAUUGUUUUUAUUUUUAUAUUACUACACAGUAAACAAUAUUAAUGUUUGGUCAUGUCUUACAGAACAUAUAAUGAAUUGUGGGCACAAGCUCAAUUAACACUGGACGAGGCUACUAAAAAUGACUCGAACCUACUUACAUCUAAAACUAAUAAAGAUAAAGUAGUUGUGUUCAAAGAGUUGUCCACAGUCAUGGUUAGUUAUAUAUUAGCAAUUAAUAAACUGGAUGAGUGUUAUGACCAAGUUAUUCAGCCUCAAAAACGAAUACUUAUCAGGAACAUUCUGGAAUUAUCUUUAGGACGUUAUUUAGAAUUAAAAAACGAUAUGGUCAAUUUGAACUAUAAUGAAUUUACAUACUUGGACUCAGCAACUGCACAGUUGGGGUUAUUACCACAAGAUGUAGAGCUGACAAUACCGUCACAUUAUCGAAACGAGAGGCUUAAAACAAUUGAGUGGCAAAGUAAUUUUAUUGAUGAAGUAUUGAAGAAAACUGGUUUUUACGAAGAAGAGAAAAUUGAAGUUGAUAUGCCUAUUCGACAAGCGAUAUUAUUGAUACAAAAGCACGAGAGGGCGCGGCAGGGACGAAUGAGAGCUCAAUUCAUGAAGGAAGUUAGAGCAAUGAAUAAACCUGAUGCUGGAGACGUGGAACUUAGUGAUAAUGCAAAAAAAGCUGCAAUGAAAAUACAGAGAGUAUGGCGAGGUUUUAUAACGAGGAGAAAAAUAAGAAGUAGAGUUGUUGAAGAAAUGUUGCUGAUUGGCAUGUUACCCCCAAAUUCAAUUGAUACUGAGGAACAACAAAAAGCUGAAGAUGUUAAGUGUGCCAGAAGGAUUGUUCAAACAACACGACAAAAAGAAUAUGAACUAGCACUAAUACAGGAAAAAGAAAAAAUUAGUGACCAUGUAAAGGAAAAAAUGAAAGAAGACAUUAGAGACGAAGUACGAGCAUGGUACAUGGGAGUGAAAUCACAAACUGGUAAAUUUCCUGAUUUGCCAUCUGAAGAAAGUGGUGGAAGUGCUGUAAUUUAUACUAGAUACAAAACUGCCAGUUCUCAUAGUAAAUCAACUAGCCAGUCAUCGUCUAAAGGAACCAAGAGUCAUAAAAGCAAAUCGAUUGCGGGAAAAGAGUCAAAGGAAGAAGUUAAAAAAAAAGCUGACGAAGAAGAUACUGGUUUCAAAAUGGGACCUUCAAAUUUUCUCCAAGAACUGAUGUUGGCUAGCUCAGAAUAUGAAGAAGUAUGGAAAGGGAUGGACGAGUCAAAAAACUCAAGCCAAAUGCAUAUUAAAAGCAUUGUUAAGACUCAAAAAGCAGCUGAAGUAGAACAAGAACUGCGGAAGAUAGUUGAUGUAAGUUUGAGAGCUGAACUCGAGAUUUUACAAAAUGCACUUGAUAAAGAUAAUGCUAUUCGAAUCAAAAGGUCAAAGAAACAGAAAAAAGUAAAAAGAAGUAGCAAAAAAGCAAAGAAAAAACGUGACAAGGAUUUAACUCCUGAUAGAACCGUAAAUAUUAACAAUAAUUGCUUAUUAUUUUUUUUUAAUAUAAAAAAAAUACAAAACA
This is a messenger RNA of Myzus persicae (green peach aphid), 1732 nucleotides long. Its product is annotated as IQ and AAA domain-containing protein 1. Lineage: Eukaryota; Metazoa; Arthropoda; Insecta; Hemiptera; Aphididae. The transcript is spliced from 4 exons. The annotation marks the transcript as partial. The record is from RefSeq and is a predicted model, not a curated record. Gene Ontology annotation, molecular function: protein binding.